Aedes albopictus (Asian tiger mosquito) is the source of this 795-nucleotide messenger RNA. Its product is annotated as UPF0235 protein C15orf40 homolog. Gene Ontology annotation, cellular component: cytoplasm. The record is from RefSeq and is a predicted model, not a curated record. NCBI's taxonomy places the organism in Eukaryota, Metazoa, Arthropoda, Insecta, Diptera, Culicidae. Bases 154 to 621 code for a protein of 155 amino acids. The transcript has 2 exons.
AGUAAAAGGCUACGUUUGUCUCUUUCUCGCUGAAACAAGAAAGCGAAGUAAACAUUCAGAUUCGAGCAGUUCACUGCUCGACUGCAUUGUGAUUGGUCUGUUUGACAAGCCGGCUCGCUGUGCGGACAUCGCGGUCCUUUCGACAGCACUUGAAUGAAUCGCCUGUCGUCAGCAGCAGUGUUGUCCUCAUCGGCUUACCGCCUUCGUAGUUUGGAACGUUCGUACGCCAGAAUCACCAUGUCCGGUAAAUCGAAAGGAGCGAAGGGUGGAAAAAAGGAAACGCCGGCAGCAGCUUCUGCGGUUCCACAGGGUCCCGUGUAUGUUGAUCCAAAGUCGGGAAAUGUUCUCAUAAAGAUCCAAGCCAAACCGGGAGCGAAGACCAACGGAAUAACGGAUAUCGGAGAGGAAGGUGUAGGUGUUCAAAUCGCUGCUCCCCCCGUCGAUGGCGAAGCCAACACCGAACUAGUGAAAUACCUCUCGAAACUACUGGAACUGCGAAAAAGUGACGUUUCCCUGGAUCGAGGAUCCAAAUCCCGCCAGAAGACGAUCGUCCUAGAAAAGGGUUGCCGAACUCCGGAACAGGUAUUGGACGUAUUUCGGAAGGAAGCACAAAACUCGUGAUCAUUGUGGUAUGUUUGUAGCUAUAGCAUAUAUUAAUUUACCCCUUUCACUAUUGUUUUACGUCUGUAUGUGUUGUGUAUAUUUAUACUCUUUUUUCCUCUCGCAUGAGAGGUAAAAUAAUUAUAAUAGAUAUAAUACGACUUUACUUGAAUUGGAAAUAAAAAUAAAAACAUA